UUUUACUGAUAUUGGAACAAGUACUUAAAUACAUCUCAAGGUGAAGUCCUGUUGUUGUAUUUUAAAAUAAAAUGGCUAGUCAGACUCAGGGGAUCCAGCAACUUUUGGCUGCCGAAAAAAGAGCUGAUGAGAAAGUUCAUCAAGCUAGGAAACGAAAAGCUUUGAAACUCAAGAAAGCUAAAGAAGAAGCGACUGCUGAAGUGCAAAGAUUCCGAGCAGAAAGAGAAAAUCAAUUCAGGGAAUAUGAAAAACUGCAUAUGGGAUCCAAAGAAAGCAAUGCAGUACUUAUAGAAGAAAGUACAAACAAGAAGAUUGAAGAGAUGAAGCAUACAGUUGCACAGAAUAAAGGCAAGAUUAUUCAGUAUUUAAUUGACCAAGUUUUCAAUGUUGAAGCAAGUGUCCAUCAAAACUUUCGACUUGAAAAGUAAAUAGUGUUCAUUGGGUCGUUUGUAAAAAUUCACUUGAAAUAUUUGUUAUAAAACGGUUAAAUUUUGUUCAAUUUAAUUAUUGUUGUACCAUUCCAAUAGUUAACUUUAAUUUUUGAAUUUUUCAUGUGAAUAGGUCUAAACUUUAGGUAAACUUAUGUAUGCAUUUGAAUAGCAUUGAUGUUUCUGCUAAAUAGUAUAAAUUCUACUAGAAGUUAGGUGAUGUAUAUUCGAUAGUUGAAAUUGAUGGUAAAAAAAUGUUUAAAAAAAGCUUUAAGUAUUUUUUACUCUUAUAGAAUUGUUUUGUAUUUCUUUGGAUGAAUAAAAAAUGGAAAAGAAUUUAUUUCAAUAUUGAUCCAGGGCAGCAAUAUUAGAAAUAUUAUUUAAAAACUUAACCCCCCAUAUUGUGCCUGAAAACAUGAAUCAAUCAUUUAAACUUCACACACACGUUAUUUUUUAAAAAAAUAAAUAAAAUAAGAGGAUCUAGUUUUUUUUUUUGGUGAAAACAGAAUUGGAGCUUGCUUUUGUUUUAGGAAACAUUAAAAUCUUUAGGGUCUGUGCCUCUUUUAAUUCGCAUCAGAUUAUAUCAUAUAUAUUUUUUUAAAGUAAAUAAAUGAAAAUGAAGUACUUUAAAUUUUAUAUGUGUUCUAGCCUGCAUCAGUCAUCUUAAUAGGAGGUGCGGCCCUUGAAUGAAAAACAGUUGGGCCCCACUGAAGUACUUAGCUCAGCUAUCAUUACCUUCGAUGUGGGGGGGGGGGGGGGACUGUAAAUCUCUCUAAAGUAACCUUUUCAUUAAACAUUAAAAAGUUUUCCUUUUUGUGUGUGUGUAUGCUUGUCUGAUUCCACAAAGAGAAGAGUUUUCUUAGUUUGAUCUGUCACUGUCGGUGAACAGCAUUCUGAACAACAUUUUGUAUUUUCAAUACUUAUUAUGUGUUGAGAUUAUUUUUGGAGUCUAUAGUUGUUUAUAAGUUUUGUUUAUAUAUAUUUACAAGUAUACUAAUGUUUCAUCCUUUUAUAGUUCAUUAUGUGUUUCAUGAAUGUUUAUUUGCUUAUGCAAAGAAGAAAAAAAAAAGCAAAAUUAUGUGAAAGUAAUAACGUAGCAAGGUCUCUUUUUAAUAACCUCUGCAUAAAGUUAUAUUAUAAAACAUGAAAGCUUUCUAUUAAAUUGCAUUCAUAUUUCCAGCAUAAGCAUCUUAAGUAUUUCAUUGCCAUUUUUUAUGCCAAAAAUUUAAAUUAAUAUUAAUCACAAAAGUUAAGAAUUUUUGUGAGGCAGUGAAACUAUGAUUGUCAACUUAGUUGAGUAUUUGAAUUUGAGGUUUUGAGUCAUGAUUUUGUUGUGCCAAUAUUAUAAUAAAUGAUUUUUUAUUUUUUAAUGUGUCCCACUCAAGGCUAUAAUUCUGUUAGUUUAUUUGUUUAAACUUAUUUCAAAAUAUGAUUUUGUUGAGGUUUUUUUUUUCCUUGUAAAAGAAAUGUUUAAAAAAAAAAGUUCUGAUUCAAUAAAGAUUUCGUCUCUA
Uloborus diversus is the source of this 1939-nucleotide messenger RNA. Its product is annotated as V-type proton ATPase subunit G-like. Gene Ontology annotation, cellular component: vacuolar proton-transporting V-type ATPase complex. NCBI's taxonomy places the organism in Eukaryota, Metazoa, Arthropoda, Arachnida, Araneae, Uloboridae. The transcript is spliced from 3 exons. The record is from RefSeq and is a predicted model, not a curated record. Gene Ontology annotation, biological process: proton transmembrane transport. Gene Ontology annotation, molecular function: proton-transporting ATPase activity, rotational mechanism. Bases 72 to 428 code for a protein of 118 amino acids.